AUGAGCUCCAAGGACUGGGCGACGACGGCGAAGAAGCUCGCGUACGACCACGCGGUGCUCACGCUGGACUUUUAUGGCCAUGGCGCGUCCCCGUACCUUCCUCAGAACGACAUGCACGACCCGAACGUCCUCGUGCACCAAGUCCGUGACGCGAUCGAGCGCGCUGGCUGGGCGACGGCGCAGGUGACGAUCGCGGGGAUCUCGAUGGGUUCGGCCAUCGCGCUGCGGUACAGCCAGCGGCAUCCCGACUCGGUGCGCCGCCUCAUUUUGCUCUGCGGCGCCGGCAUGGCGGUCAGUCGCUGGUAUGCGCUCACAGAGACCAUGUCCCGCUGGAACAAUGCGAUGUUACUGCGCAUCCACGAGCUCAACGCGACGUCGCCGUUCUGGCACAUGGUCUUUCACCGUGUGUCGGUGCUGCGGGCGAUGAUCAGCCAUAGCUAUCUCACGCGCCUCACGCCCGAGUACGGCGUGAACCAGACGAUGCUCCAAGCCGAGACGUUGACCAAGGUUCACGCGUGCAUUUGGCCCAUGGUCGACGUCCUCCACCCGCUGCAGCUGGAGCUGUUUGACGAGGCGCCGGAGCACAUACAGAUCGUACCGGGUGUCGACCAUGCGCUCUUUUGUCUCUUGAUUAACGACCUCGCACUCCACGCCAAGCCCGAGCUGUGGCUUUAG
Molecule: messenger RNA, 675 nt
Organism: Saprolegnia parasitica CBS 223.65
Lineage: Eukaryota; Oomycota; Saprolegniomycetes; Saprolegniales; Saprolegniaceae
Exons: 2
Coding region: 1-675 (224 amino acids)
Source: RefSeq, a predicted model, not a curated record